Aspergillus piperis CBS 112811 is the source of this 828-nucleotide messenger RNA. RefSeq lists its product as uncharacterized. Lineage: Eukaryota; Fungi; Ascomycota; Eurotiomycetes; Eurotiales; Aspergillaceae. The record is from RefSeq and is a predicted model, not a curated record. The transcript is spliced from 2 exons. Bases 1 to 828 code for a protein of 275 amino acids.
AUGCCUAGCUCCGACUCCGCCUACACGCCCUCCUCUUCCUCCCCAGCCAGCUUUCAUCUGGCAGACGGGCUAGGCUCUGCUCUUCAACAGAAUCACCGGUCGGUCAUCCGCCUUAACCUGCAGCAUUUCUUAUGGCGCCAAGUCUUCGGCUACAGCAUCCAUCCUUCUAUCCCCACCACGCCAACGUCGCUUCAAGAAUGUGACCGAUGUAGCCUGUGGCACGGCCCUCUGGCUGAUCGAUGUGGCCCAAAAGUACCACAUUCAGGGUGGCUGCCGUCCAACAUCCAUCUGGACCGCUGGGACUUGUUCACUCCGGUACCCCAGCAGUUACAGGAGCAGUAUGAUCUCGUGCACGUCCGGCUGUUAGUGCUGAUUUUAUCCGGGCUGGAUCCAAUACCGGUUAUCCAACGGUUCUUCCAGCUAGUCAAGCCCGGAGGGUAUCUGCAGUGGGAUGAGCUGGAUUGCGCCAAUCUGUGCAUCAAAAAGGUGGAUCCGUCCAUUGCUGCACCGGCCUUGGAGGAGAUUCGAGUGGUCUCGCAUGCCGAUGGUCGCCAUGAUUGGGCUUUGGAACUGCCGCGGCUGUUGGCUGAAGUUGGUUUCCAGAAGGUGACCAUCGAUCACUACGAUGAACCCCCGGAGAUGGUUCGGGCUUUCAACGAUCUGCAUUUGUUGACCAUGGAGGAAUUUGCAACCAGACUGGCAGGCCAGACCCAGCACAAGGCUGCGAUGAGAUUCACUCAGCUCAUCCAGGCUGGCUAUCAGGAGUCAGUGAAUGGGGUCGCCCUUUCAUUUCCGCGGGUGGUGGUCGUGGCUAAGCAAAAGGACUAA